Molecule: messenger RNA, 666 nt
Organism: Saccharomycodes ludwigii
Lineage: Eukaryota; Fungi; Ascomycota; Saccharomycetes; Saccharomycodales; Saccharomycodaceae
Gene: KEI1
Product: Kei1p
Exons: 1
Coding region: 1-666 (221 amino acids)
Biological process (GO): inositol phosphoceramide metabolic process
Cellular component (GO): inositol phosphoceramide synthase complex; Golgi membrane
Molecular function (GO): inositol phosphoceramide synthase regulator activity
Source: RefSeq, a predicted model, not a curated record
AUGUUUUAUUUACAGUCAUUUCUAGGGAUCUAUCCUUUGUAUGUUGGUGUUGAAUUAGGUUUAGGUGUAACAAUAAUCAAUAAAUUUAGUGGAUUAUAUGGUAUCCUAGCUUUAUUCACCGGUCAUUCGUUGAGCUUUGUACAAUGGUCAUUUUAUUUAUUUUCUUUUUUUGCUUUAAUUGUUUAUAGUCAAGGGCUUUAUACCAUACAUACACCAAAACUGAAAUAUUUUUCUUUGUUAUUAUGUGUUUACACUUUAGACACAUUAACAAAUUUUUUCUAUAUACUAUGGUUUGGUGUGGAAUGGUAUACUUCAAAUAUAGCUGCUGCAAAUUCAAAUCCAAGUCCAAAUUCAAGUCCAGAUCCAAAUCUAAAUGUUGCUGAAAAGAUAACAAAAAGAGGGGCUAGUCUUCAAUCACAAAGUGCUAGUCUUAGUUAUGAAUUUAUUUUUACAGCCACUAUGACUUUAAUAGCUUUAGUAGCUAGGCUAUAUAUCAAUUUGAUGAUCAUUGCAUUUGUUCAAAAGAUGAUGCAUCACUCAAAAUAUAUUGUCGAAGAUGAAAAUGAUGAUGUAGAUUUAAACUUGAAAAAUCACAACAUUUGUUUUAAAAUGUGGUUCAAAUUGGAAAAGUUUUGUUAUAGAUUAUGUAAAUUCUUUUUUGAGUAA